Molecule: messenger RNA, 706 nt
Organism: Nanorana parkeri
Lineage: Eukaryota; Metazoa; Chordata; Amphibia; Anura; Dicroglossidae
Gene: FKBP11
Product: FK506 binding protein 11
Exons: 6
Coding region: 103-687 (194 amino acids)
Biological process (GO): protein peptidyl-prolyl isomerization
Molecular function (GO): peptidyl-prolyl cis-trans isomerase activity
Source: RefSeq, a predicted model, not a curated record
CUCCCCCUCCUCCUCUGUCUGUGCCACGCUCCUAGUGAGCUGGCUCUCUCUCUCUCUCCGGCAGCUGUCACAUUCCCUCCAUCCUGUGCUCUUCUACAAACCAUGUUCAGGGCUCUUUUUCUGCUGCUUCUGCUCUCCUCCUCUGCACUGAUCUGGGCGGACACCGAGGAAGAGGAGAGUGAAAAUGUCACGGAUCUCAGCAUUGAGACUCUGGAGAAGCCAGAGUCAUGCGUGGACAGUGUUGAGAUGGGGGACACCAUUCAGCUUCACUAUACGGGAAGGCUGGAGGACGGGCGCGUAAUUGACAGCUCUUUAUCCCGAGAUCCACUUGUAGUGGUACUUGGAAAGAAACAAGUGAUACCAGGUCUAGAAAAGAGUCUGCUGGGAAUGUGUGUUGGGGAAAAGCGCAAAGUGGUUAUCCCACCUGGUUUGGCGUAUGGAAGAAGAGGAUACCCCCCUUCUAUACCAGGUGACGCUGUGCUGCAGUUUGAGACUGAAGUAAUAUCACUAACCAAGCCCACACAGUGGCAGACACUGGUGGACGAUGUCCUCCCCAUGCUCUGCAUUGCCCUUGUGCCCACACUCUUAGCAUUGAUUGGAUACCACCUGUACUCUAAGUCAAAGAUGCCAACUGUGUCCAAAAAGAAAUUAAAGGAGGAGAAAAGGAACAAAGCCAAAAGGAAAUAAAGAACUCUAAUUUUAUCAA